GGGUAGAAGAAGAAGUUUGAGGCCUCGUGAAGCGCGAGCCACCGCUUCCAGCGAUCUUGUUCGGACCGUUGAGCGCAGCUGAGGAAAACCACGAUGGGUUGCUUGCCGAUGUCCGGCAACCGACUGGGCUUCUCGCAAGUGACCAAGAAGCCCAAGUUCGUGUACGUGGAGGGCAUCCGGCUGUCGCCCGCGCUGACGCAGGACAGCAUCGUCUUCUCGCUCAACUUCGACCCGCUGGCCACGGACAUCGUGAUCGACUCGUAUCCCGGCUGCGGCAGCUCCUGGGUCGUGCAGAUCGUCCACCUGCUGCUCAACAACGGCCACCUCGGGAAGAUCGCCGAGUCGCUCACCAGGGAGGUCUGCUACCUCGAGGCGGAAGGGAACCAGGUCGACUCAUACCGGGCUCCACGGAUCAUCAAGACUCACCUACCGUUCAAUGGCAUCGCCUACAACCCUUCAGCCAAGUACAUCUACAUCGCCCGCAACGUCAAAGACUGUUGCGUGUCCAUCUACCACAUCAUGAAGGCGUACCCAGAGGACUAUCAGUUCCAGAACGGGACGUUCGAGGACGUCUUCGAGUGCUUCAUCCGCGGCGAGAUGGAGUACAACGACUACUUCGAUCACCUGCUGCCCUGGUGGAGCUACAAGAACGAGCCCAACAUACUGUUCCUCGUCUUCGAGACCAUGAAGAAGGAGCCCAAGGAGCACGUGCAGAUCAUCGCCAAGUUCCUGGGCGGCGUCGCCAACGACUUCAUCCAGGACCAGAACAAGCUGCAGUCCCUGCUGCGCCUGACCAACAUCCUCUUCAUGAAGCUCAAGGCGCGCGAAUACGCCUCCGUCUUGCCCAAGAGGAAGUUCUUCGUUCGGGAGGGCGUCAUUGGCCAGUGGAAGAACUUCUUCACGGGCGAGCAGUCGCGCCGCAUGAACAACAGGUUCUUCCAGAGGACUGUCGACACGCCCAUGAACUUGCUCUGGAAAGGGAUGGGCGUCUUCGACUGACUGCUGUCGUGUGGGCUUUUGCGACAGCUGUGCAUGCCUGGCGACGCACAUCGAAACGUAACCGGUCGAGACAAGUGGACUCAACACCAGGACUGGGGACCGACCACGACGACUCUCUCUUGUCUCUGAUGUCAUUGCCACGUCUUUGUCAUGUUUUUGAGAACCCGAUUUGUUAUGAUCAAUUCACCGAUAACAAUUAAAUCUAGCAGGUACGCUGGACGCA
Dermacentor albipictus is the source of this 1222-nucleotide messenger RNA. Its product is annotated as sulfotransferase 1C4-like. Gene Ontology annotation, biological process: sulfation. The record is from RefSeq and is a predicted model, not a curated record. Gene Ontology annotation, molecular function: sulfotransferase activity. Gene Ontology annotation, cellular component: cytoplasm. Lineage: Eukaryota; Metazoa; Arthropoda; Arachnida; Ixodida; Ixodidae.